CUCUAUACUACUCGAAAUUGAGAAAAUUUGCCCACUAUAUAUUAGCCUUUAGUUUUGUUCUUAUUCCAUCGCUAGGAAAAAGUCUGGUGUUUGCCUUCAGCCAGUAACGAACCUUUAGUCUGAGGGAUAUUGCAGUCAAGAGUUGAGGGCAGAUGUAUACUUUUUUGCUCGAAAAAACUUGAAUACGUGGAGUUCAUUCAUUUCACUGCAGGGCUCUAACUCUUGAUAUAACAAAGAAAAGGAGUAAGAGAAAUAUACUUACAAGUAUAUGACAGUAACAGUAAGCCAUCAACAUCUUGGAUCCUCUUCUUCUCAUUUCUCAAAAUGCAAGUAGAUCCCAACAAGCAUCCCUCAUUCUGUAACCUUUUAUUUAAAGAAGGUUUUAUGGAUAAAAUUCUAAUGCCACCUGCAUUCAUCAAAGAACACAAGAAAAUGUUAGCCAAGACAUGUUUACUAAAAACAAAUGCAGCUGAAGGAAUGUUGUGGGAAGCAAAUAUAGUGAAGGAAAAGUCCUAUUUCUUCUUAUGUGGAAAAGAGUGGCCACAAUUUGUGAUGCAUCAUAAACUGGUGUUAGGGGACAUAUUGCUCUUUUUUCUCAUUGAUAAGUCAAUGUUCCAAGUCCAUGUCUACACCCAAAAAAGUCAUAUAAAUGAUUGUAGGGGGCAAAUAUUAGAGGAACUCAGCAGUUCUUCAGAAGAGCAACAAGACAAUGGAAUUGGACCUUCAAGAAGAUCUAAAAGAAUUAAAACAGAGCCAAAAGAAUUCCCAGGUGUUGUAAAGAACGAGGAAGCCGAGAGUGAAAGUGAAGAAAAUGGUCCAAAGAAGAUCAGAUUCAAUGUGGUGAAUUUGAGCAAUAAAGAUCCAUACUACAAAGUCGUUAUAAAAAAAUCACACUCAACUUAUAUGGCUAUACCAAUUAGCUUCGCGAGAUGGACUAGUAUAUUUAACAUGAAGAGAAUGACACUGGUUAAUGAAAAGGGGAAGGAGUGGCGGGUGGAUAUAGUACAUGAUCAUGGCGGUGGUGUUCGCAUAAGAAGAGGAUGGGCUGCAUUUCGAAAAGAUAACAAUAUAUCCUAUGGUGAAACUUACAUCUUCAAGUUGAUUCGGGGAAAUGAUGGUAGAAAAGUGUUACUAGUUCAAAAAAUUCCCAAACCCCAUUCAUUGCGAUAGCUUUGUUACUGGUCUGAGUAACACAGAAUGCUGCACAAGGUCUGCCUAAAGGUGAAGCGCUCUUUUUGCAAUAUGUACAUGUAUUAUACUUGGUUUCUUUUGGUCUCGUUUUGGUGUAUGUAAAAAGAACAUCGCAAUCUUUUGGCUAUUUGUGGAGUAACUGCUAGCCCGGGGCAAUGUUGGUCGAAUUGUUGUAUGAUAUGAUCAUCUUUGGACCUUUGGUAUCUUGCGUGUCAAUUAUGUUGAAUAUCACGUUUUGAUU
Lycium barbarum (goji berry) is the source of this 1432-nucleotide messenger RNA. Its product is annotated as putative B3 domain-containing protein REM15. Bases 325 to 1170 code for a protein of 281 amino acids. The record is from RefSeq and is a predicted model, not a curated record. Gene Ontology annotation, molecular function: DNA binding. Lineage: Eukaryota; Viridiplantae; Streptophyta; Magnoliopsida; Solanales; Solanaceae. The transcript has 5 exons.